Myodes glareolus (Bank vole) is the source of this 1195-nucleotide messenger RNA. It is a transcript of the gene Rrp15, whose product is annotated as ribosomal RNA processing 15 homolog. Gene Ontology annotation, biological process: maturation of 5.8S rRNA; maturation of LSU-rRNA. The record is from RefSeq and is a predicted model, not a curated record. Gene Ontology annotation, cellular component: preribosome, large subunit precursor. Lineage: Eukaryota; Metazoa; Chordata; Mammalia; Rodentia; Cricetidae.
GACUGAGUUAUCAGACGGCACUUCCGGCGGGUCAAGAUGGCUGCGACCAUUCAAGACUCACGUGUGAGCGCGGGGAAAAAGCUAAAGCGUUCCCUGAAGAAGAAGCGAAAGAUGAAGCUGGUAGCCAAGGCUGAAAUCUCGAAUCUGGAAGAUGAGCUCAAAGACUCUUCCGACGGGGAAGGUUCGGUAGAAAGCUGUGACGCAGAAAUGGACCAGUCUUCAGAUGAUGGUGCGGCAGAAGCCGACAGUGAGGACAAUGUGGAGUCCUGUGAGGAGGAAAAUGAAGAUGCUGCAGAGUCAAGUGCUGGGACUAAUUCUGGCUGGGCAGAUGCCAUGGCCAAAAUCCUUAACAAAAAGACUCCUAAAAGUAAACCCACCAUCCUCACCAAAAACAAAGAGCUGGAGAAGGAGAAGGAGAAGCUAAAGCAGGAGAGGUUGGAGAAAAGGAAGCAGCUCGAUAAGAAGCGGGAGUGGGAGAUGCUGUGCAGAGUGAAGCCAGAUGUUGUCCAAGACAAAGAGACAGAGAGGAAACUUCAGAGGAUUGCAACGAGGGGUGUGGUGCAGUUAUUCAAUGCUGUUCAGAAACACCAAAAGAAUGUUGGUGAAAAGGUUAAGGAAGCAGGAGGCUCCAUCAGGAAGCAAGCUAAGUUGAUGUCAACUGUUUCCAAGAAGGAUUUCAUCAGUGUUCUUCGAGGAAUGGAUGGUACAAAGGAGAACAGUUCUGCUGGGAAGAACCCCCAAGCCAGACAGACUGAAGCCAAAUCAGAAGAGGGCCCAGGGUGGAAGAUUCUGCGAGAUGAUUUCAUGAUGGGAGCCAGUAUGAAGGACUGGGACAAGGAGAGUGAUGAGGCUGCUGGCGGCAGGGCAGGGGCGGCCAGUGACUGAGCGGACUGGGAGCCUCCAACUCUACUCCAAAGACGCGGCCUCUGACUGUUGGGAGCCAGGAGGCCGUUAUGAAGUACCCGGAUUCCUGAGAACCCUGCUCCAGUGCCUCCUGAGGUGCAAACUGUACUACAAUUGUGUUGGUACUACUUACGUAACUGAGGGUUUUCCAAAAUAUUUGUACAAAGCCAUUUUUUGCUUUUCUGAACAGUGAUGUGCAUUUCUCCAAGACCCUCCAUGUGAGCACACACUGAUCACGCACCAGAGUUUCCAAAGUGCAGUCCUACCUGUAAUUAAAGUGAAGUUGAUGUCA